AUGGCCCAUCAGGUGCUGUCGUUAGGCAGUGCUGCCGGCAUGGCCCAUCAGGUGCUGUCGUUAGGCAGUGCUGCCGGCAUGGCCCAUCAGGUGCUGUCGUUAGGCAGUGCUGCCGGCAUGGCCCAUCAGGUGCUGUCGUUAGGCAGUGCUGCCGGCAAGGCCCAUCAGGUGCUGUCGUUAGGCAGUGCUGCCGGCAAGGCCCAUCAGGUGCUGUCGUUAGGCAGUGCUGCCGGCAAGGCCCAUCAGGUGCUGUCGUUAGGCAGUGCUGCCGGCAAGGCCCAUCAGGUGCUGUCGUUAGGCAGUGCUGCCGGCAAGGCCCAUCAGGUGCUGUCGUUAGGCAGUGCUGCCGGCAAGGCCCAUCAGGUGCUGUCUUUAGGCAGUGCUGCCGGCAAGGCCCAUCAGGUGCUGUCGUUAGGCAGUGCUGCCGGCAAGGCCCAUCAGGUGCUGUCGUUAGGCAGUGCUGCCGGCAAGGCCCAUCAGGUGCUGUCGUUAGGCAGUGCUGCCGGCAAGGCCCAUCAGGUGCUGUCGUUAGGCAGUGCUGCCGGCAAGGCCCAUCAGGUGCUGUCGUUAGGCAGUGCUGCCGGCAAGGCCCAUCAGGUGCUGUCGUUAGGCAGUGCUGCCGGCAAGGCCCAUCAGGUGCUGUCGUUAGGCAGUGCUGCCGGCAAGGCCCAUCAGGUGCUGUCGUUAGGCAGUGCUGCCGGCAAGGCCCAUCAGGUGCUGUCGUUAGGCAGUGCUGCCGGCAAGGCCCAUCAGGUGCUGUCGUUAGGCAGUGCUGCCGGCAAGGCCCAUCAGGUGCUGUCGUUAGGCAGUGCUGCCGGCAAGGCCCAUCAGGUGCUGUCGUUAGGCAGUGCUGCCGGCAAGGCCCAUCAGGUGCUGUCGUUAGGCAGUGCUGCCGGCAAGGCCCAUCAGGUGCUGUCGUUAGGCAGUGCUGCCGGCAAGGCCCAUCAGGUGCUGUCGUUAGGCAGUGCUGCCGGCAAGGCCCAUCAGGUGCUGUCGUUAGGCAGUGCUGCCGGCAAGGCCCAUCAGGUGCUGUCGUUAGGCAGUGCUGCCGGCAAGGCCCAUCAGGUGCUGUCGUUAGGCAGUGCUGCCGGCAAGGCCCAUCAGGUGCUGUCGUGA
Messenger RNA from Schistocerca gregaria, 1116 nucleotides. RefSeq lists its product as uncharacterized. The record is from RefSeq and is a predicted model, not a curated record. The transcript has a single exon. Bases 1 to 1116 code for a protein of 371 amino acids. Lineage: Eukaryota; Metazoa; Arthropoda; Insecta; Orthoptera; Acrididae.